This is a messenger RNA of Arctia plantaginis, 1221 nucleotides long. The record is from the annotation of a GenBank genome assembly. NCBI's taxonomy places the organism in Eukaryota, Metazoa, Arthropoda, Insecta, Lepidoptera, Erebidae.
AUGGUGCACGCGGCCACAGCAAACAAACGUAUACUACCGUCUUUGCUCUGCGGCUGCCGCGCGCUGACUGAACGGUCUAAACGUGCUAAGUCUUAUUACACUACGCGGUAUUCAGCAAGCAAGCGAGUAAGCACGGCCGAACCCAUUCGUGCCGAUAAUAAACUUCAUCCCGAUUAUUUUGACUAUCGGGAACGAGGAAGCGUACCUACGUGGCGUGGAUGUGUUGACGUGGCGGAUUCCAACGCGAACAUAAUGUUGAGAUCGUUGUUUGUGGCUUUGGCCGUAUCGGCCGUAUUUGCUGGGGUGCCGACACCUGAAGAGACAAAACGGCUUAUGGAUAAACUAUCUGAGGCAGAGCAUUUCAAGAACGAACACCAUAAUAAGCAGUUUGAUCACGACGCGUUUUUAGGUGAAGAUCAAGCGAAGACUUUUGACCAGUUGGCUCCUGAAGAGAGCAAAAGAAGGCUGGGAAAAAUCGUCGAGAAGAUCGAUGUAGACAAGGAUGGCUUCGUAUCGCUUGUGGAGCUGAAAGACUGGAUCAGAUACACUCAGAAACGGUACAUCACUGAAGAUGUUGAUAGGCAUUGGAAACAGCAUAAUCCUAAUAAUGAUGAAGACAUUCCUUGGGAGACAUACAGGAAGAACGUGUAUGGGUUUAUGGAUGAAAUGGACCCCAAGGAACUCAAAAUGCCAAACAGCGAGGGCUUCACUUACACCAACCUGCUGAAGCGUGACCGGCGGAGGUGGAAUUAUGCCGAUGCUGAUCAAAACGAUGCGUUGAACAGAACCGAGUUCGCUGCGUUCCUACACCCUGAGGAUCACUCGUCCAUGAGGAAUGUAGUUGUGCUUGAGACUAUGGAGGACAUUGACAAAGAUCAGGAUGGCAAGGUGUCAGUAGAAGAGUACAUUGGGGAUAUGUACAAGCCUGAGGACGGAGAGGAUGAGGAGGAACCUGAUUGGGUGAAACAGGAGAGGGAACAGUUUGCUGGAUACAGAGACACAAACAAGGACGGUUUCAUGGACGAGAUAGAGGUGAAAGACUGGAUCGCUCCGCCAGAGUUCGACCACGCGGAGGCGGAGGCGCGCCACCUCGUGUUCGAGGCGGACACGGACGCCGACGAGAAGCUCACCAAAACUGAAAUACUCGACAAAUACGAUCUCUUUGUCGGUUCCCAGGCCACGGACUUUGGUGAGGCCCUCGCUCGACAUGACGAAUUCUAG